AUGUGCGACAAGCGUCUGUGCGCUUGUGAAAAGAAGCAGAAGGCGUCGACGAUGCCUGGCUUCAUGAGUACAAGCGACGAGAGAGUGAAGGCCCUCGAGGAGGCCUACGCCGAGUACACGAAGAUCGAUAGCGCGUCUCUGUUGAAGAAACACUUGAGCCAGGCGGUCUUCGAUAACUUGAAGACGCGCGUGACCAGCAACGGAUCCACUCUGAUGGACGUGAUUCAGUCGGGUUUGAGGAAUCCGGAUUCCCACGUAGGUAUUUACGCAGCCGAUCAACAGGCCUACGACGUCUUCAAGGAGCUCUUCGACCCAGUGAUCGAGGAAUAUCACGUUAAUUUCGCCCAUGACGACGUUCACCCCGAGCUGGACUGGGGAACGCCCGAAGAGCUCGGUGAUCUCGAUCCCGAUGGAAAGUACGUGAUCUCGACGAGGAUUCGUUGCGCCAGGUCGAUCGAGGGAUAUCCGUUGAAUCCCACCAUGACUGAGGCUCACUAUAUAGACCUGGAGAGAAAGGUGCAAGAGGCCUUAACUUCGUUAGAAGACGAACUGAAAGGGACUUAUCACGCGCUCGCCACGAUGGAUAAAGAGACACAGCAGCAGCUCAUAGACGAUCAUUUUCUCUUCAAAGAGGGCGAUCGAUUCCUCGAGGCGGCCAACUCCAAUAGGUUCUGGCCAGCUGGCAGAGGAAUAUAUUUUAACGAGGCGAAAACUUUUCUCGUCUGGUGCAACGAGGAGGAUCACAUGCGUCUGAUAUCGAUGGAAAAGGGUGGGAACCUGUCGUCCGUGUACGCGAGGCUUGUUAAAGCGGUUACCGAAGUCGGGAAGAAACUGAAAUUCUCGCGUCACCGAAGACUCGGCUACCUCACCUUCUGUCCCACAAACCUGGGAACGACCAUCCGAGCCUCGGUUCACAUUCGCCUGCCGAAACUCAGCGCCGAUUUUCCGAAAUUCGAGGAAAUCGCGACCAUGUACAACCUGCAGAUUCGAGGCACCAGGGGCGAGCACACCGAGAGCGAGGAAGGGGUGUACGAUAUCAGCAACAAACGACGGCUGGGUCUGACCGAGCGAGAAGUGGUUUUCGAGAUGAGGAACGGUGUACUCGAGCUGAUCAAACAAGAGAAACAACUGGAGGAGAGGGAGUCGUAAUGCGCAGCGCCGUUUUCAAGUGGCUCGCAGCGUCGAACCGCGAAGUGUUUCAUCGAUUACCGCUCGUUUCGAUACCAUUGUUCUUGUAAUUCUUUCUAUAAUCGAAAUAUCUGAAAGUUUUAUCGCUCAACGUUUCCGUCGCGCCGUCAACAUGCCGCCGUUACGGCCAAGCGAGGCGAAGCGCCGGUUGUUUCGAAGCGAACUUAUCGACAAGUUAGAAGUUAGACCGAUGCUCGAAACGUCUGCCGCAUUAUCUCUCUCGGAUUCGGUCCGAGGAAAUAUCAAUUUGUUAUUGUUCCACCUGGAUAUUGUUGUUAUGGAGUUUCGCCCUCUUCGUCGGGGCAUUAUACGCUGAAAAUGAUUGUAUUACCCGAACGUUGCCGCGCGGUGCGAAAUAACCGAGCGGGUUUGAUAAAUUUUGUAUAACUGGUAAAUAAAUAUGAUUAUUAUUAGGUGUGGUGAAUCG
This is a messenger RNA of Hylaeus volcanicus, 1615 nucleotides long. RefSeq names its product arginine kinase-like. Gene Ontology annotation, molecular function: creatine kinase activity. NCBI's taxonomy places the organism in Eukaryota, Metazoa, Arthropoda, Insecta, Hymenoptera, Colletidae. The coding region runs from base 1 to 1149 and encodes 382 amino acids. Gene Ontology annotation, biological process: phosphocreatine biosynthetic process. The transcript has 4 exons. The record is from RefSeq and is a predicted model, not a curated record.